Molecule: messenger RNA, 1059 nt
Organism: Propithecus coquereli (Coquerel's sifaka)
Lineage: Eukaryota; Metazoa; Chordata; Mammalia; Primates; Indriidae
Product: nuclear RNA export factor 5-like
Exons: 13
Coding region: 1-1059 (352 amino acids)
Biological process (GO): poly(A)+ mRNA export from nucleus
Cellular component (GO): cytoplasm; nucleus
Molecular function (GO): protein binding; RNA binding
Source: RefSeq, a predicted model, not a curated record
AUGGAGAAGAAUAUGCAGGAUGGAGCCCUGGGGUGCUGGUUCAAGAUCACAAUUCCUUACGGGAUAAAGUAUGACAGGACGUGGCUCCUGAAUUCAAUCCAGAGCCAUUGCAGUGUCCCCUUCACCGCGAUCGAUUUCCACUACUUCAAAAACAGGGCCCAGUUCUUUGUCCAGGAUGCCGGUACUGCCUCCGCACUGAAGGAUGUCAAACACAAAAUUUUCAAUGAGGAAAAUCAAAUGGUAUCUAUCUUUGUCAGUCCUUCUGCUGUACCCUACUCUGUGCAAAAUAAGUUGAAGCCAGAACAAAUGGAGCAGCUAAAGCUGACCAUGAACAAACGAUAUGAUGUCUCCCAGAAAGCUCUUGACCUCCAGAAGCUCCGCUUCGACGCAGACUUGGUGGGGCGUGAUGUGGACAUAGUCCUGAAUCGAAGAAACUGCAUGGCUGCCACCCUGCAGAUCAUUGAGAGGGAUUUCCCUGAGUUAUUGUCCUUGAACUUGCGCAACAACAAACUGUACCAGCUGGAUGGCCUGUCUCACAUUAUAGAGAAGGCCCCCAAAGUCAAGAUCCUGAACCUGUCCAAAAAUGAGCUGACGUCAGUGUCGGAGUUGGACAAGAUCAAAGGGCUGAAGCUGGAAGAGCUAUGGCUAGAAGGGAACCCCUUGUGCUGCAACUUCCCAGGCCAGUCCAUCUACAUAAGGGUUGUACGGGACCGUUUCCCUGAAUUGUUACGCCUGGAUGGCUUGGAGUUAACAUCUCCAACUAUAAUUGAUGCCGAAGCCCCUGAGAUAAUAAAACCUUGUAAGGAAAGCUAUAAAGGAUCUGAGUCUUUGAAGAGUCUGGUACUUCAAUUCCUGCUUCAAAGCGGUUUGUGCGAGUACUUCAAGGAUAGCAGGAAUCUGAAGAAGGUCACAGACCCUGACCUGCAGGUUCAGCUGCUAAAGUACACAAAACAUGAGAUUGUGGACUCUCUCAGUGUUUUACCCAAAACUCAGCAUGACCUUAACUCCUAUGUGGUAGACCUGUGCGUCCAGACGGUGAGCACCUGCUUCCUCCCUUAG